AUGAGCGGCGCCACAGGCUGCACGGUGCGCACCUACAGCGCGCCGGCGUACGAGCACGAGGAGGGCGCCGAUGAUGACGAGGGUGACUAUCUGCAGGCCUACGAGGAGCUUCUGCUAAAUGCAGCGUCUAAUGCGGUGGCCGAUGACGCCGCUCCUCAGCCCGGCGGCACGAGCAGUGAGGGGCUUGCCCAUGUUGAUGAGGAGGCUGGUGCUCACGUGGACGGUGCUUUUCCUUACUUUGAGAGUCCGGCGUCGGUGCCAGCGCCAGCUGAUGCACUCGUGGAAGACACACUGGCAGCCCUGCCCGCCGAUGGCUCGACCGUGCUGCUGACUGACCUCGCCCGUUCACUUGACGUGGAGGCGAUCAGCGAGCUUUUCGGUUCCGUGCGGUCCUUUGUGCAGCUCCAUCCGCAUCUCUUGACCUGCACGCAGGACCCCGAUACAGGUAGGUGGCACGUGGCGCGGCGUUGCUCGUCCACCUCGCCGCUCAACGCAGAUGCUGCCACCGCUGCAGCGCCUGACCUAGCAUCUGCCAUCGGUGGAGGCGAAGAGGACGACCACAAGGCCGUCAUUGUCGGCCUCGAUGUGGCGGCGAUGGUGCUGGCCGAGGAUCUGAGGCAUUUAUGUGGCAGCCGUUACUCAUCGAAGACAAGAACGCAUGAAGCUGAAGCCGCGCACUCCGCGGUAAAGCGAUCGCGGCGCCGCUUAAUACCCGUCGCAGUACCUAACCCUCUUUCUCCGACAUCAGACACUGGCGCUGCCCACGAUGGCGCAUCGUUGACGACCCCGGAGCGGGCAUGGUGGCCCACCAUUGCGAGCCUCUUGCCCGAGGACGGCACUCCUCUUCCCAUUUCAGUGCUGCGUGCGUCGCUGCCGGGGCCGAUCGCGCAGGAGCUGCGUGCUCGACAAGUGGGUCUGGCUCGGUGCUUCAAGCAGACCUACGCCACAGCCAGUCAUCAUGUGGCGCUCACGGCAGACUCGACGGCGCUCGUUCGUGCUGCAGUGCAGCGCUCGAACAGCUGCGCAGCCGCCUCCGUUUUGUUGUGGUCGCCGGAGCGCCAAAAGGCAGCAGCUUGGACCAACCACAAGGAGUCUUCGGUGGCGGCUUUCUCCUCUUGCUUGUGCGACGCCGGGGAUGGCUCGUACGUGUCACCCCCGGCGGACUACGACGCGUCGCAGGAUGCAGAGCCGUGGCUGGUAACGAUUUCGCUAGACGACGGCGAGGAGGCGGGCCCGGAGGAGGUGCCUCCUGAGUCAGGCGAUGUGGACGAGGGGGCGCUGGGGCGAAGCGCCGACGCUGCGACUGCGCUGGCGGCUGCGACUGGGCUUCAAGAGAUACCUUACAAUGGCCUCAGUGGUGCUAGUAGGAGGGCGGCGACACAGGUCCAUGGAACAGGCUUGCAGCCGCACGACUUGAAUCUCGAGCGGUUGUAUGACGCCCCAGCGCCGCCGACGGCGGUCGUGAGAAGCAAGCCUUCGACUGCGACGCAGCUAGCAGGCCCUGCUGGUGCGGUGCGCACGGCGCGUCCCACUCGCCCGUCGACGCCAGCCGAGUGGCUAGCGUUGCACACCGCCAUGGCCGAGGCGCGUGGCUGGAUCACGCCGAUGCAGAUGCUGGAUUACCUGGUCGAGUGCGUGCCCACCUUUUUCAUCCCUGUGGAGGAGUUGCGCCCGUCGGACGCUAUCCUGAAGCUCGUUGGCGCGCGCACGAGCAUGCGCACGCUGGUAUCUCGGGUCUACAUGUACUUUGUGGAGAGGUCGGAGGAUAAGAUGCAGAUCCGACUGGCGCCAACCGUCGAGCACGCGCAGCGCGGCGCAGCCAAUGCGCACUACGCGGCAUGGAACCCUGACAUGGCGACCAAGUGUGAGCAGCGUGGUGUCGAUGCAGCGCCGAGCGAAGCGCCAGCACCAGCGGACGCCUUCACUGGCACCGCCGCUAACCCAGGCGACCGCCAAGACAGUGUUACUCACAGCGGCGCCAGGAGCGGCGGCACUGUGUUGCAGUCUAGCGACGCGACGAAGGCCUUUCCGGUUAUGCGUGUGCGGAGGCCGAUCAAAAGCCUGCUCAGCGUGAGGUCGUUCAAAGCCAUGCCCGCUACUGCCAAGGCAGCCGCAUCGCCUGCAGCCUUGCCCACCGCCGUGCGGCUGAGCUCCCCUGAUGUACAAGCAGGAGCCAGCACAGGUUCCGGGUCGAGCUCCACUCCCACCGUCCUCAAAAGUGGCGGUGGUUUUAUCGCGUUGUCCUCGGUGCCGACUGGCGAGAUCGGUUACCCGUUUCUGGCCUUAGCCACUCAGCCGGUGCACACGUGGCCGUGGUGGGCAAGGCUACUGUGUGUGUUGCCGUUUGACACGUACGUGCCACUGGACCAUCUCCGCAUCCACUACUGUCCUGACCUUGCGCCCGAAAACGUCCAUCUCGCUUGGAGGGCCGCGGACGCGUCGUUUCUGCCGACAACGUCGUCCGACAAGGCGUGCACGCCAAUCCCGUUCUCACUGCUUCGUGCGCCGACGGCCUCUCGCAGCGUGCGACUGCGCCCUUUUUGGCUGUCACCAGGCUGCACGUCAGAGCUGGAGAGCACGGUAAUGCCGGUGGGCCUCGUGAAGCAGCUGCGCCCAGUGUGGCUGCCAGUCUCACGCCUGCUAUCCAAGCUGACCCCUGAGGAGCGAGAAGAGAGCUUGGCUUUGGCCAUCCGUCGCCCUUCUGCUGCCGGCCUAUCCGUCGGCGAAGCACUCGUCAUGCUGCUGCGUGAUUGCGGCCGCUGUUGCUGGGUGCAAGAGGACGGCGCAAAGGUGCGUAGGUAUGCGGCUUCCAGCGCGCUGGACGACCACUUCCACGCCUCGCUUUCACUGCUGUACGGCUUCAGCUCCGCGCGUGCGUGGGAGCCGCUGCCGGCGGUGUUGGACCGCGCGUCGGAGCACGUGCGCUCUCUCUUCGCACAUUCACAGGCGCCCCCACUGGCGUCUCCGAACACGGUUGGGCUGAUUGGCAUGCUGCGUCAAGCACCGCCUGCAGAGCUCAAAGGGUUUCUCACGCGACAUGCGCAGUGGCUGGAAGUGAAGGCGACCGACGACAGAGAGACGAGCAACGAGGCGGCGGCCCCGUUGCUCGUACGUAGGCGUGCAGCUCUGGUUUCGUUCUGA
Messenger RNA from Leishmania major strain Friedlin, 3141 nucleotides. RefSeq lists its product as hypothetical. The transcript has a single exon. The record is from RefSeq and is a predicted model, not a curated record. Bases 1 to 3141 code for a protein of 1046 amino acids. Lineage: Eukaryota; Euglenozoa; Kinetoplastea; Trypanosomatida; Trypanosomatidae.